CCUUUCCAAAACACGGGAACAACCUCGUGUAUAACUUCAUGUACCUCUCCUAACAUUUUGGCUUUAUUUACUGUUAAAAAAAGGAAUUCGUUAUGGACACUGAUAAUAAUCCAACAACGGAGGUAGUUGCUACUACUAUGGACAGUGAAGACACAACAGAAGCGUUCGUAAAGGUGAAAUCAAAGAAGACAUCGAAGCGAAAACGCGAGAUGGAUGGAGUCGAUAUGGAGGCUGAGGACUCCGUAGCAUGCAAGCGGCCUCAGUUUCCACCUAUUUCAGGCGACAAACUUAAGGGUGGUUCUGAUGAGAUGCGUAAGGUUGCUGUCCCGGCCCACAGGUAUACCCCUCUGAAGGAGAACUGGCUGAAGAUAUUCACACCCAUCGUCGAGAACCUACAGCUCCAAGUCAGAUUCAACCUCAAAACUAGAAAUGUGGAAAUUAAAACUUGUAAAGACACACAGGACAUUGGCUCUCUCACGAGAGCUGCAGACUUCGUCCGAGCCUUCGUUCUAGGAUUCCAGGUUGAGGAUGCUCUUGCUCUCAUCAGAUUGGAUGAACUUUUCCUAGAAACCUUUGAUGUCACAGAUGUAAAACCACUGAAAGGAGACCAUUUGUCCAGAGCUAUUGGGAGGAUAGCAGGGAAAGGAGGCAAAACAAAAUUCACCAUUGAAAAUGUGACCAAGACCAGGAUUGUUCUGGCAGACUCAAAAGUACACAUAUUAGGAUCUUUCCAGAAUAUUAAGAUGGCACGGACAGCGAUAUGCAACCUCAUCUUAGGAAGUCCCCCUUCUAAGGUGUACGGUAACAUCAGGGUCGUGGCCAGCAGGACAGCAGAGAGAUUCUAAAGUCACACAUGGAUUUAUAUUCUCAUCGCCUGAUGUAAGUUCGGUAUUCACCAAGAUUCUCAGUAGGAUCUGAUCUAGGACCGGUUUUGCCUUUUUAAAACAUGAAUAAGGUAAUAUGGAUGGGUGGACCUGGUCCUAGAUCAGCACUCCUGAGGUGCUUUUUGGAUGUGGGCCUGCCUGCCAGCUUCCAGGACUUUUGUUGUUGAAGCUGGACAUAUUGAUCUGGGGAGUGCCUACCUGCCUUCCACAUCUGGACUGGCCUGUCUCUUCCCACAGGGGAUAUUUGCAUGUAAAUGAUUUGCCCCUUUUUCCUAAUUGUCUUUUGGAUUUGUUUGAUUUAAAUAAAAUCUUAACAAAUUGUUUGAGGCCAACGAUUAAUUGUUACACCAUAUCAAAGUGAAAAGUUGAGUUAAUGUAAAUAAAAAUGCAGAAACCCU
Salmo salar (Atlantic salmon) is the source of this 1282-nucleotide messenger RNA. RefSeq names its product partner of NOB1 homolog (gene pno1). NCBI's taxonomy places the organism in Eukaryota, Metazoa, Chordata, Actinopteri, Salmoniformes, Salmonidae. The record is from RefSeq and is marked provisional. Gene Ontology annotation, molecular function: RNA binding. Gene Ontology annotation, cellular component: nucleus.